AUGCUUCACGAGCAGCAAGAAGCAAGACAAGUUGCGAGCGGUUCGGCGAGGGCCAGCCAGCCUGUCCUCGGGUGCCGGACACUCAUUGUGAACAAACACGGAGGCUGCACCCGCCCAUCCGCCUCCACACCCGCCCCUGCCCCUGGCUCACCCCACUCCUCCCUCACACCUCAGUCCCUCCCCUCCCCUCCCCCUCACCAUGCUGCCACCCAUCCUCCCCUGUUCGCACUAACAUCCUCUUUCACCCUCGCAUCCCUGCCUAACACUCCUGCCCCUCACCCAUCCCAUCCAAGCAUCCACUGCCCCACGACUCUCAGUCCCUCGCCCACCAGACCACCUCCCGCCCACGCAGCGGCCGCCCAGAGAAACUUGAGCUCAUAA
This is a messenger RNA of Portunus trituberculatus (swimming crab), 381 nucleotides long. RefSeq names its product vegetative cell wall protein gp1-like. The transcript has a single exon. NCBI's taxonomy places the organism in Eukaryota, Metazoa, Arthropoda, Malacostraca, Decapoda, Portunidae. Bases 1 to 381 code for a protein of 126 amino acids. The record is from RefSeq and is a predicted model, not a curated record.